AUACAAAUAACUUCUUCCGCGUAACUAACGGUAAUGCAGGGCGAAAGUCAUCAUUAUCACUGAAGAGCUGAGCAUUCCACAAAAAACGCAUUUGCCAGAUAAAGUAUUUUAUUUAUAAAGCUAAAUGGUAUCAGUAUACUGUAGUUGCCUGGCUCUACGUGAUAACAAUGCAUAUCCAUCUAGGCUAAACACUCGUUAUCUUCGUGCAUAACUAGCUAGGUAUCUACCUAGCCUAUACCUACAUACCUAGGUUAGCUAGGUAUUUACUGUAAAUUACAGGGAAGAUUUCAUUAUUGAUUGCUCACUGCAUCAUGGCAAUGGCUAGUGGAGAUGAGAAAGAGGAAGUUUUGGUGUUUGAUGAUUCUGAAGCCACUCGACAGUUUGAUUGUUUAGUUGGUCAUAUUGAAAGUAUUAUUUUAAGUGAAGAAUUUGUCAGUCUUCGAGAGAGUUUUAUGAAAAAGCAUUGCCAUGUGUUUUGUGAUGACGAAGAGAAUAAGUUGGAGUACAUGGAUAUAUACAAACAAUAUACUUCCCUAAUUGAGGGUCACAUAGAAACAGAAUUAUCAGCACGUGAGAGUAGUUUUAGCAUGCCUGCUUUCCUGCAAGAAUUAAGCCAGUGUGGAUCUCUUGAGGGAGAAGUUUUUGAUCUCCUACUAACAUUUACUGACUUCUUAGCUUUCAAGACUGCCAUGUUGGAAACAAAACAGUAUUUUUCUUAAUUUCAGAGUGAAGAAAGUGGUUCUUCUAGGUUAGAAGACUUACUUCAGGUUACGAGGCUUGGGUAGAAGAAAACAAAAUUUUGAGUUAUUAAGGGAUCUUAUGUAUUUUGCACCACAUUAUGACAUGAUGCUAUAUGUAUUUGUGUGUACUGUAUAUUUCUGUGUAUAUGCAUGACACUGUAACUGAUAACUUUAUACCAUAUACAACAGUGGACCAAUAGAUUAUUUUAAGUGUCUAAAGUGUUGUAAGAGAAGUUUUAGCACUUUUAUUUGUAAGCUUCUUGUAUUCCUUUUGCAGUAUCUUGAAAAAUAAGACUAUUUCUAGCAUUUUUUAUGUGCUUUUCCAAGUGCCUCUUUUUAGGAAUUCUCAUGGGAAAGAAUAAAUAAAUACCUCUUAGAAAGAAAAUGCAAAAGGUUCAAUGUCAGUUACUUGUCACCCAUUUGUAACUUUUAUAUUUGAUGUACAAUACAACACUAUGAGUUAGUGGUGUUGCAUGGAAUUUUUACCACCGACUGCGUCCCAACAACAAAGCAGAUUGCAAACAUUUUAUACGUACCAAACUGAAUUUGUUGUCACAUGUCUAUGCAUUCCAAUAUAACCAAAGAUACACUUAAUAUUUUGCUGUGUGCCACCAUUACUGUAUACUGUUUGUACACUAGAAUCUCUGUUCUUGAACAUUUCGUGACUUGUCCAUCUCAGUAUCCAAACCAUUAUUCAUUAGGAAAACUCAGAAUUUCGAACACUGACUUGGAUAGUAUACACUUCGGUAAAGCAUUACAGGCUUCUUAGUUGGCUUUUUGUAACACAUUGGUGUCACCUGACUGCUCUUGGGCUCUCUGUAUUUAAACAUGAUAGUGUUCCUCUGGCCUCAUGUACUUGGAAACAAAGGGAAAACAUAGGAUUGGGGGUCAUUUUGUUCAUGUGAUUGUAUUUGUCUCGCUUUCCCUAGGCCUGCAGAACACUUUUCUAUCUCUGU
Molecule: messenger RNA, 1696 nt
Organism: Macrobrachium nipponense
Lineage: Eukaryota; Metazoa; Arthropoda; Malacostraca; Decapoda; Palaemonidae
Product: ADP-ribosylation factor-like protein 2-binding protein
Exons: 5
Coding region: 312-719 (135 amino acids)
Biological process (GO): positive regulation of tyrosine phosphorylation of STAT protein; maintenance of protein location in nucleus
Cellular component (GO): mitochondrial intermembrane space
Source: RefSeq, a predicted model, not a curated record